AGAGAGAGGUUGAAAAAGACAAGGGAGUCCUCGCUUCAUCCGGGGACGACAGCUCCAUGGUGAUGCGGCGAGCCCGCUGUGUCGGACGGCGAAGCAAAGUAAAGUAAACCCGAGGAGGGUCGCUUGCCUGCCGGAGUAGGAGGAGGCUGGGGGUGGGCUCAGCUUUUUUUUGCCCCCUCCCCUCUUGCAGGAGUUUACAAUGCGUCUUUCACACGCACCACGCCGCGAACGAUGAGACAAGUUCGCCUCUGGGUUGCGAGCCGCUCUUGAGUCACGGGGAACGGUCCUGGUAGCCGUGGCGGGCAUGAAGAAGCCGAGCGCCCCGCUCACCGGGAAAUGGUAGCGUACUGCGGGCACCGCAACUGGGCAGGAACAUGGUGGAGAGGAGCAGCAAAUUCUUGUUGAUCGUGGUCGGAUCCGUGUGUUUUAUGCUGAUUCUCUAUCAGUACGUGGCGCUCGGGGUCAUCAAUUUCGGCUCGCCGCACGGCUAUUUUGCCGAGGAGGACGAGGGGGACAUCUUCCCCACGCCGGACCCCCACUACGUCAAGAAGUACUUCUUCCCUGUGCGAGACCUGGAGCGGACCGUCGACUUCCAAAUCAAAGGGGAGGACGUGAUCGUGUUCUUGCAUAUCCAAAAGACCGGCGGGACUACGUUCGGCCGCCACCUGGUGCAGAAUGUCCGCCUGGAGGUGCCGUGCGACUGCCGGCCGGGCCAGAAGAAGUGUACCUGCUACCGGCCCAAUCGCAAGGAGACCUGGCUCUUCUCGCGCUUCUCCACCGGCUGGAGCUGCGGCUUGCACGCCGACUGGACCGAGCUUACGAACUGCGUGCCCGGGGUUCUCAACAAAAAGGAGAGCAAGCAAAAGAAUUUGAGCAGGAAGUUCUAUUACAUCACUCUGCUGAGGGACCCGGUGUCGCGCUACCUCAGCGAGUGGCGUCACGUGCAGCGGGGGGCCACGUGGAAGACCUCGCUGCACAUGUGCGACGGACGCACGCCCACGCCCGAGGAGCUGCCCUCCUGCUACGAGGGCGCCGACUGGUCGGGCUGCACCCUGCAGCAGUUCAUGGAGUGUCCCUACAACCUGGCCAACAACAGACAGGUGCGCAUGUUGGCCGAUCUGAGUCUGGUGGGUUGCUACAACAUGUCCACCGUGACCGAGAAGAAGCGGGCUCAGCUCCUCCUGGAGUCGGCCAAAAAGAACCUGCGAGACAUGGCCUUCUUCGGGCUGACGGAGUACCAGAGGAAAACGCAGUUCCUGUUCGAGCGCACCUUCAGACUGCGCUUCAUCCGACCCUUCAUGCAGUACAACAGCACUCGCGCCGCCGGGGUGGACCUGGACAACGCUACGGUGCAACGCAUCGAGGAGCUGAACGAACUGGACAUGGAGCUGUACGACUACGCCCGGGACCUGUUCCAGCAGCGCUACCAGUACACGCGGCAGCAGGAGCGCCGGCUCCAGCGCAUCAAGAAUCACAUGAGCCACCAAGGGCUCGGCCUGGGCCUCAGUCUGUGGCCCUCGGCCCGCCGCCGCCCCCCCAAUCGAGGAGAGGAGCGGGACGACGUGGUCGACGAGGAAGAGGGCGGCCGGACGGAGGAGGCGGCCGGGGGCAACCGUCUUCCCACCGAGGACUACAUGAGCCAGAUCAUCAACCGCUGGUAGCAAACUGAAGCGCCGCUCCUCAGACUGCUCAUUUAAAAAAAAAAAUUUAAAGGCAGAGUCGGGUUGCGCCGUUGCUAUGGCGACCAGAGACUGGCUAGCUGGGGUUUGCCCAAUUAUUAGCACUCGCCUGGUAACCCCCCCCCCUCAUUGAGUUCCUCCGCAUCUCCUGCCAUCAUUGGCAAUCGAGGGGUAUUUUUGAACGCGCUGACAUGCAACUUUCUCUUCCUCAAACGUGUGAAUUCAUUGGAUCGGAUGGCGAAGGAUCCGUCUAAUUCCUGGACAAUGCUCUCAAGCCACAAGGCUCAUCACCCUUAGGACCAUUUUAGCUCAUCGUGCGCCCCCCCCCCUCCC
Molecule: messenger RNA, 2012 nt
Organism: Syngnathus typhle (broad-nosed pipefish)
Lineage: Eukaryota; Metazoa; Chordata; Actinopteri; Syngnathiformes; Syngnathidae
Product: heparan-sulfate 6-O-sulfotransferase 1-A-like
Exons: 4
Coding region: 375-1661 (428 amino acids)
Cellular component (GO): membrane
Molecular function (GO): heparan sulfate 6-sulfotransferase activity
Source: RefSeq, a predicted model, not a curated record